AACAAAAUGUCGAUAUAAUAUUUUUGUCUUGAACGUCAGCCAUGAUCACAUUUUUAAAGCGUCUAAAGGUGUCAAGUCAAGUUAAUAUGAAGGUCCAGAGUAAUCCACGUGUUUCUAUAAAACAAACCAAAAAAAUGAAGAAGAAAGUGCAAAUAACUCCAAAUGUUAGUGCUAGCCUAUACGUUGCACAGGAAUUGAAGUUUAUCAAAUGUCUAGCGGGAAACGACCCGCGGUUGAGUGAAAAGGAACUGAAAAAGCUUGGCAAAUGGCUUCAAUUACGUAGCAAUAGCUCGAAUCCUUUCUCCGAUCAGGACAUAAUACAUUUGUGGAAGGGGCUCUUCUUCUGCAUGUGGAUGUCUGACAAACCAUUAACACAAGAAAAACUAGCUGAAAAUUUGGCAAGUUUGCUUCAUUCAUUCGACAAAAAGGAUGUCUCAAUACGGUUUUAUGGUGCAUUCCUAAAAAUUAUGGGAAAAGAAUGGUUCGGUAUUGACCAAUGGCGCAUCGACAAAUUCAUGAUGCUGGUUCGGCGGGUGACCAGACAAAUAUUCGUUGUGUUGCACGGUCACAAGUGGGACAAAAAACUUAUCAAACAACUGAAUGAACACGUCGAAAAAAGCAUUCUGGACAAGUCAACAUCAAUUGGAUUUUUAAUGCACUUCACCGAAAUUUUCCUCGACGAACUAGCGAAGGUGUCUGUGGGAAAAAUUUCCAGAUCAAAAGUUACAUUGCUGUUGCAACCGUUUGCUAUGUGCGUAGCGACACAACGGGAUCCGAAAAUCGUCGCUCACACAAUAAAGCACAUAUUCGACGGUCUAUUAUAUCAAAGUGAUUUGGGCAGAGCAUACACAGAAAAGUUCGAGGCGUGGAAAAACAUGGGUUUUCCUGGCACAUCGAUUGACGAAUUAGAACAGGUGUCCGACGAAAAUGCAAAUGAUACGGCAAGUGAAACGGCUGACAGUGAUGAUGAGGGAGAUGAGUCGAACAUUACGUCCGCAAUGGAUCCACGGGCUGGUCGUGUGGAUGUCGUUGUACCAGAAAUACCAUUCGAUCCGGAGGAUAUCAUAAAGAAAUUGGAACAGUAUAAAAAUGGGCCGUGCACAAAUGUUAAAAGCAGGAAAACGAUACGGAAAAUUAUCGAUCGUUACACAACGUUUGCGACCGGCAAAUUUCCGUUGGGUAUACAGAACAUGAAAAUCAACGAGACGCCAAUCGAUAUGCCAAACAUUGAAGAUAAAGCGCAAGAGAUGAUUGACUUCGAAACGGAACUGCACCAGCCGUCAAGAGACAUAAAGAAAUUGAACAAGAAAAAGCGAAAGAAAGUGUUGAGUGGUGCAGAAGUGGUACAGCCAGCGAAAAAAGCCAAAAUCUGCAAGGUUGACGACCCCAAGCUGAAGAAGAAGAAAUCGGUGGAAACAGAUCAGUGGGUGGAAACGGACUUAACCCCAGAAGAGAUUUCAGUUGACGUUAGCAAUUCAUGUCCGGACCAAUCUAUGAACGGUAGCUCCGCGGAUCCCGAUAUGGAAAAUGUGAUCAACUCAACAACCGGACCAUUUACUGUCACCGAAGGAUGGGAUACACCAUUACAGGAGGGAGAAGUGGAAUAUUUCAUUUCAAAAAGCAAUCUAAAGCAACGAAUCGGCGAUGCCAACAAGAAACAGACCAAUUUGGACGACAGUCAAUCGAAGCAAUUUUCGAGUCCAGCUGCGGGCAGAAAACACAAACUGAAAGCGACGACAUUGACGUCGACACCAACACCAACACCAAGUACACCAAAUGGACCAUCCACACCAUCCACGCCUAGCAAUGCUGAAAAGAAAGUUAAAAUUAUGUUACAAUUGAACCGUAGCCAAGACACAAGUGAAUACAUUCGACAGUUAAGAAGUUCGCCGAAAAUACCGUACGACAGUGCUAAGAAACCAGGUAAAGGACUGUUAAAACCGAAUUCGGUACCGAGCCCAAUCAAUCCUUUUUAUAAAAAGAAGAUAGGAUUAGAAUUUUAAGUUUUUUUUUCUUUUGGUUUCUUUAAGUUUUAUUUUUUUGAAAAUUACAACGAUGUGUGCCUAACGUCCAUCGCUGAAUUGGCUGAGUGAUCAGGUUGCACUACAAAAUGAAAAUUUGUAAAAUUAUAAGAUUUUGUCGUUUCGACACAAUGCACCGAAAUCGUAAUUAAAUGCAGAAGCAAUCUUUAACCACAGUUGACUAUUAAUGAUGCGGCGUAAAUGCAGUGAAUUUUCAUUAUUGUUGAAGAAAGUUUUUUUUUUAUUUACAUUAAAUUAUGUGACACAUAAAAUGCUAAAACGAGUUUUAUGCC
Molecule: messenger RNA, 2314 nt
Organism: Bradysia coprophila
Lineage: Eukaryota; Metazoa; Arthropoda; Insecta; Diptera; Sciaridae
Gene: Nnp-1
Product: Ribosomal RNA processing protein 1 homolog Nnp-1
Biological process (GO): rRNA processing
Cellular component (GO): nucleus; preribosome, small subunit precursor
Source: RefSeq, a predicted model, not a curated record